AUGAAUAUUGAUCAUGAUUAUUAUGGGUCCAACAUCGAGUGGAUUCGUGUGGAAGGCGUUGAUGAAGAGAUGCCCGACGCUGCUAGUCCUAACAACGGCAGCGGGGACGGUCCUUUUAGUGGCGAUGGUAAUGGUCACUCCAACUGUGACUGCCACAUAGUCAACGCCAACGACGACUCUAAGAAUCCUCAACCGGAUAGCGGGUAUGGUGCGAAUCGCGACUCGACUUCCCAACCUCCGGGUUCCGAUCCCAUUCCCGCUCCGUCCUCCAUGCAACCCCGACCAACUAAUGUCGCCAUGAUGUUUGUUGAAGAAAUUUCUCCUCGUGGCCACGAUUUUGGAACUCGCACGCCUGGCGGUGAUUCAUACUUGCAAACUGCCAUUCCACUAGACCCUGCGCUGGUCCCUGCACCGCCCUUGAAGCGACCGCGACUCUGUCACCUGCCUCCCCUUCAAAUGACAUCCCAAUUAUAUGAGCUAGGGACUUUUCUACAUGCUUCUCGUCAUGAGUUUUCUCGACGGGGAUAA
Molecule: messenger RNA, 528 nt
Organism: Paracoccidioides lutzii Pb01
Exons: 1
Coding region: 1-528 (175 amino acids)
Source: RefSeq, a predicted model, not a curated record